UUUUUCCAAAUCUCCCUCUCUGGGGUGAAUCAGAUGAUGGAUACGUGGAGAGCAACACUCACAGCAUACAUACAACCAAAAGCCCCUUCACUGGAUUAGAGCUCACAUUAUUACACUCACGCAGAGAAGAAAUGCAACACAAAUUUCACAUUUCAAGCACACUUUUCACACGUGGCUUUUUGUUCUUCUUUUUUAUUAUCGCUGAGCUACGCACCAAAACUAGCCAGCAGCCAGAUGGAUUAUGGGAUUAUGGAUUCCUGGGACCAGAUGCCUCAGACAACAACUGUACCACCAAAUGCAACCCUUGACAACACAUUUUGAUGUCCUAAUAUAGCCAAAUUAAUGGCACAUCAAGCACAAAUGUCUCCUUUAAUCAAGGCAGAUCAUUUGGUUUCGCAAACAUACAUUCAUAUGAGGUAUAUUUCAAAAGGCUGUGCAUUUAGUUUGACAUCUUAUCUUAUGGCUGUACGUCCUAGAUUUAUAUCUUAUGUCUGUUUAACUGGUUUCUGCCUUGUUUCUUUACUGUGUAUGCCUCUGCCUCCUCUUUUUUGUAGCUGGAACCAGUUUAUUUUUAUUAUCUCAAAAUCAGUCAAAUGAACAAAUGCUAGAGGUAAGACUAAAAAAGAAGAAAUGACACAAUAGGGACUUCUGUUGCUUUUGCAGGGCGUUAAAAUAAACUAAAACUAAUGUAACAAAACAAAUCAUAAAGCAGAGCAGAGGCAGAAAAUAAACACGGCAUAAACCAGUUAAACUGACAUAGAUACACAUCUAUAACAGCCCCCCACACACACGCACACGCACACACACGCACGGCUAUGUUUUGAACGGCCAUUGGUCCCAGUCAAACAGCGCGACGGAUCACGUGACUAGGAAAGGGCAGGGGCACGCGCAGGGUUUUUUCACACUUUUGUAAACAACAUGGCGCUUCACGACUGGCCCUGCUAGCCCACCGGCCGGACCUCACUGGGCUGUCACACUUCAGCCGCCGUGCUUUGCAAGCGUUGCGCGUCGGCGGCCACAUUGUUACGCUCGAACCGAGACGACACAAAGAAGCUGGACGAGCAGUCAGGAAGACCGUUUGACAGUCAAACGGGGCCUCUUCGGCCUAUGGGCUCUCAGUCCAGUUCUGGGAUGUCUGGUGGAAGGGGUUCUUCCAGUGGCAACCCAGCUGAGCAGCCUGAAGCAUCUGAACCGAACCAGAGCAGCAGUAGCAGCAGUAGCAGCAGCAGUAGCAGUAGCAGCAGCAGCCGGGGCCGCAGGACGGCUGACAGGCAACAGGUGGACAUACAGCCGGCAUCGGAGGAGGACGUUGACUUAGCUGAAGUGCUGGCUUACCUACUGAGGAGGGGCCAGGUCCGUCUGGUCCACGGGAGCGGAGCCACGGGGCUGCAGCUGGUCCAGUCGUACUCUGACUCUGAUGAGGACAGCGACGGAGCCUGGGAUGGUCGGCUGGGGGACCUCUACAAUCCACCAGUGGACACCCAACCCGACACACACGAGGUGGACCAAAGCGAGAUCCGAACUCAGAUCAUGCUGGCCACCGGCUCCUUGACCGCGAAGAGCCGCCAGAGUUUCACCCACAUGCUAACAGAGAGGAGGCAAGGCAGAUGUAGAGGCUCCAGCUUUUCCCAUGGGGAGUGCAGUCGCAUCCGCACACAUUUUCUGCCGAACUAUGUAUCUCACAAGGAUACGUACCAGCAGAAAGCUUUCUGUGGGGUGUACAGCGAGGACGGCAGCAUGUUCCUCUCCGCCUGCCAAGACCAGAACAUCCGCUUGUACGACACCACCAAGGGGCGCUUUCACUUACGGCAGACGGUGAAGGCUCGCGACGUGGGCUGGAGUGUUCUGGACGUCUGCUUCACCCCCGACGGACAAAACGUGCUCUACUCCAGCUGGUCCGACUACAUUCAUUUGUGCAGUAUAGACGGAGACAGUGAAAACCACACCGCCCUGGACCUCAAUCCAGAUGAGAGGAGGUUCUGUGUGUUCUCACUGGCUGCGUCCACAGAUGGCAAUGAGAUCCUGGGAGGAGCGAAUGACGGCUGCCUUUACGUUUUUGAUCUUGAGCAGAAUAAACGAACGUUGAAGAUUGAUGCCCACGAGGACGACGUGAAUGCGGUGGCGUUCGCCGACAGCUCGUCCCAGCUGCUCUUCUCUGGCAGCGACGACGCGCUGUGCAAGGUGUGGGACAGACGGGCGCUGCGGGAGGACAGACCGCAGCCUGUCGGACAGCUGGCCGGCCACCGAGACGGCAUCACCUUCAUCCACAGCAAGGGUGACGCACGCUAUCUGAUCAGCAACUCAAAGGACCAGUCCAUCAAGCUCUGGGACAUCAGGAAGUUCUCUCCCAAGGAAGGCUUGGCUGCUUCCCGCCUGGCCGUCACCCAGCAGAACUGGGAUUACCGCUGGCAGCAGGUUCCCCAGAGAGCCUUGAAGAGACACAAGCUGACAGGCGACACCUCGGUGAUGACCUACCGUGGCCACGGCGUUCUGCACACCCUCAUCCGCAGCCGCUUCUCUCCAGAGUUCAGCACCGGACAGAAGUUCAUCUACUCCGGAUGCUCCACUGGCAAAAUCAUCAUUUAUGACGUCCUGACGGGCGCCGUGGUCUCCAGACUGUCGGGCCAUGACGCGUGUGUGAGGGACGUCAGCUGGCACCCAUACGAGGACAACAUCGUCAGCAGCUCUUGGGAUGGAGGGGUGCGCAUGUGGGAGCACCGACAGACCCAUCCGCUGGAGGAGGAGAGAGAGCGAGUCUGACAACGGGAGAGAGACCUUGGGACAGACAAAGGAAAAGUGACAUCGUCCCUGAGGCUGCUGAACACAGGACGCUUAAACGCUCAGAAGGACUGGGAGAGGCUUCAAUAUUUUUUUAAUUCAAUGCUGUUUGAUUACAGUAAUACCGUGGUUGUGACGUGUUCAUUUGGAAGGUAUUAUAGCCGAACGUUGUCAAGAGCAGAUUCGGGCGCAGUGGGGCGGCCUACUUCUGAUUUUCUUUACAUUUUUUUCCGCCUCACUGUUUCACGGGAAAAGAAUCGGCGACGGGCCAAAGCUUUUGAAUUUGGCCUGAAACACUUCACGGAAAGGUGCGGGGGCUGGAAACGCUCCGCACUGCACUUACUUAAGGAUCUCUGGACAUCGAAUGAUAAGUUAGUUCUAUGAAAGUCGAUGUUGGAUAUUGCAGCGAGGGACUGACGAUGAUAAUUCUGUAUAAAUGUAUAGUAUUUUAAUGGUAUGUGCAUUCAGGGAGUGUCGAUAGGUGUCGGUGUGCGGAUUUGGACUCUUGACCUUCACUGGUGUGAACAUCCUAAGCGCGCUCCGUUUUUUAAGGGCCGUUGCGUUCAAGGUCCACAUUUAGAGACUGAUUAUUUCAUAACAAUCCAGUACAGUGUAUAUACCCGUUUCCUGAGUCACGCACCAUGUCGCUGUCCGGAGUUAACCAUUGGUCCACGCCUUGGUCAGCGGUUCAAGGGACACGUCCUGUGUUCCCGCUUCCCGUGUUGGACAUUCAUCGCGUACCAAGACGCCCGGACGCACUCGGCUUCCCGAGGUUUCCCGUUUUACCGUCGAUCUCACAAUUAUGUUGUGUUUUAACGUCUCCGAGUCACCUCAAGUCUGCCGUCUCAGUCUGAGGUCUUCUCAUGGAUCCUGGGGUCAGCGCUCCGGUCUGUGAACUCGAGCCCUGAAAGAAGAGGAAAACGAAAAGGGAGAUGGUUGGCCAGCACUACAAGCCUGCGAAAAGAUUUGAAUGUGUGUCGACAUGUUGAGGUCGAGACCCGGUGGAUGUGUGCGUGGAUCAAAACGUCCACAUGGUCUACAUGUCCAGGUGUUCGUAUCAAAGCCCGUGUAUCACUCACACCGUUGUUUUACAGGAACAAUAAAAACCUUUCAAUGUGG
Molecule: messenger RNA, 3897 nt
Organism: Pseudoliparis swirei
Lineage: Eukaryota; Metazoa; Chordata; Actinopteri; Perciformes; Liparidae
Gene: dcaf11
Product: ddb1 and cul4 associated factor 11
Exons: 15
Coding region: 1108-2760 (550 amino acids)
Biological process (GO): proteasome-mediated ubiquitin-dependent protein catabolic process
Cellular component (GO): Cul4-RING E3 ubiquitin ligase complex
Molecular function (GO): protein binding
Source: RefSeq, a predicted model, not a curated record